Mytilus trossulus (common blue mussel) is the source of this 699-nucleotide messenger RNA. RefSeq lists its product as uncharacterized. The record is from RefSeq and is a predicted model, not a curated record. Lineage: Eukaryota; Metazoa; Mollusca; Bivalvia; Mytilida; Mytilidae. Bases 1 to 699 code for a protein of 232 amino acids. The transcript is spliced from 4 exons.
AUGAAUUGUGAUGGUGCGACUGACUAUUGUAAAAGUAUUGGUAUGGAAUUGGCUAAGAUAGAUAAUAUCGGACUGCAAAAAUCAGCAGAACAAUAUCUCAUCAGCCAGCAAAUAACUGGCACAGUAUGGAUGUCGUUAACGUGUCACAGUCUUCCAUGUCAAUGGGGUGAUGGAGACUUACUUGAUUGGGCAAAUUGGGAAAAGGUUGAUGAACCGAUGUAUGAAUGUGUUGUUUUCUACGAACUGUAUGCCUUUGCUUGGCUAUCACGAAAGUGCUUGGAUAACUACAUUUCAUUGUGCAUAGCUCCCGCUCAACCUUCAUUUAGCCUUCUCUCCGGAUUAUACAACUUCUAUGAAGCCUCAAGAGAAUGUCAGGCCAUAGGAGGACAACUAGCAGUGUUAAACAAUCCUGUGGCAAUGAACCGUGUUAUGGAUGAGCUAUAUGGCAUGACUAUAACAAACGACAUAUGGAUUGGAUUAUAUGGUAACGGAACCAACUUUGUCUGGCAAAACAUGGCUGAGGGAGUGUCUUACGCCAACUGGAAUACCACUGCACCACAAACUGAUAAUGGAACAGCAGUUGUACCGCAAACUUAUACUGGGGUAGCAGUUGUAAUGACUCAAUCGGACUUAACAUGGCGAGAACGACAGAUGACAGAUCGAACAGGCCAUGCUUUAUGUCAAGGUUUGCUAUUAUAG